GGCGAGACCGGUGCAGAGUUCGCCAGACGAUGAUGUCUGAUCGAGAAUGGCGUUUGCAAUAUCAAGGAAGUUAAUAUAUUGUUAAAAAUCAAGGAAUUGACUGUCAUAUUAUUUAAUAAUAUACGUUGUUUUUAUCACGCAAUUAUUACGUUUCUUUCGUCCGGAAAAAUGUUCCAUUGUAAGAUGUUUCAAAAGUUCCUUCUGCCAGGCCCAAUAUGUGCUGCAGCUGCUUUCACCGCAGGGAAAGAAACUGGCACUUCUGAUGUCAGCAAGGUAGUUGAAGGAACCUCAAAGACUGAUUCAUGCAAACACUGCCAUAUACCUCCCAAGCUGCGCCCUAGUGAACUGCCCUUCUAUGGAGGUGAACAAGAGAAGGGAGGAAGGCUGGAGAGAGUGGUGGAGGAGCCUUCAAGACUUGAGCAGAUGAUUGGUGCCAUGCGUAAGGAGGUGUGGGUCUUUUAUGAUCAAUACAAAGGCUACCAACUACGGGUUCUUGAAAUUGUGAGCACUGGAAAGGCACAUGCAGAAUCUUCUUUGAGCUUCCUGCGUGAAGAAGCCAAUAUUGUCCACCGAGCAGGAGCUAUUGGAAUAGGCGGCUUAGGUGGUUUAGUGAUGGGUUUGCGCGGUGGUUGGUUUAAACGUAUAAUUUAUGGAGCAGCUGGUGCAGCAGCCAUGGCAGCACUGUGCUACCCUCGUGAAUCAGCAGAAAUUACUGAGCAGUCCCUACAAAUUUCAAAGUAUUAUUUCACCAUUGCAUAUAAUUUCAUCUAUGGAGUGAAGCCUGAUAGCUUCAGGUUUCUUUCGACAUCAUCAACUGUACAUAGUGAUAAGCCUUCAGCAAAAGACUCUGCUCAACCUGUUCCAGAUCAGAUUGCCUUGCCAGUAGAUAAAGGACAACCACUAUCAACACCAGGACCAGUUCCACAGGUAAUUCGGGAUCAGUCCAAUCCAGCUGACAAGGACCUUUACACCAAUCGAAGAUGAAGACAAUUUUCAAAAAGUGAUAGUGAUAAAUAUUACGUUUAGCAUUAAUUUUCCUAUCAUCCCUGUCAAACUUUUAAAUUGAUAUCACUGCAUAUGAUCUCACCAUGUUGGACAUCCCAUUUAAAACCUAUGCACAUGAGUGAAAUACGAUGUUAAAAUGUGUAAAAUGUAAAUAAUGGUCAACAUGUUAUCAAAUUUAUUUGUUUGACUUAAAUUAUUAUGUAGUUUAGGAAAUCAACUGAAGUAAAAUGUAGAGAUCAAAGUGGAAAUAUCAUGUCAAGUUCCUUUACUAGUUCAA
Messenger RNA from Cryptotermes secundus, 1282 nucleotides. It is a transcript of the gene Mic26-27, whose product is annotated as MICOS complex subunit Mic27. The transcript is spliced from 6 exons. Gene Ontology annotation, cellular component: MICOS complex. The record is from RefSeq and is a predicted model, not a curated record. Gene Ontology annotation, biological process: cristae formation. Lineage: Eukaryota; Metazoa; Arthropoda; Insecta; Blattodea; Kalotermitidae. The coding region runs from base 169 to 984 and encodes 271 amino acids.